Didymosphaeria variabile is the source of this 960-nucleotide messenger RNA. RefSeq lists its product as uncharacterized. The transcript has 3 exons. Bases 1 to 960 code for a protein of 319 amino acids. The record is from RefSeq and is a predicted model, not a curated record. Lineage: Eukaryota; Fungi; Ascomycota; Dothideomycetes; Pleosporales; Didymosphaeriaceae.
AUGCCUGUCCCACCUUCCGUUCAACGCGAGCUCGAUAGAGUCCAAGAAGCCGUCAAGGCCAUUCGAGCUCGCAAGGCACUUGACCCGAUCCGUGCUAACGAUAUCUAUGUAGACGAUAUCAUCGACUUCAGCUGCGAAGUCAGUCCCCGUGUGUUCAAGUGGCUGUCUGGUCUUCCGUCGGACCUCACGCAGCUUGAGCACUCGGACACUGCACCAGAGAUGACUGCAGAUAUGUACAAAGACCUCUUGAAUUGGGCUGCGAGCAAUGUCCAGCGCCUCGAGAAAGAACUCGACAAGCACGAGAUGGACCAUGAGACCCCCUUGGCCCUCCGCAACCCCACCGCCAUCGCCUACAACACCCGCGCGGAAGGCAUCUCCCCGUCCGACCUCAACAUCCAUCCCACCACCCGCCCCGUUCCGCCAAUCAACCCAGCCAUCCUCCAGUCCUUGAAGGCCAUCUUCGACUCCGUGCAUCCUCGAUCCACCCACGCCUUCUUCACCAACUGGCGCACCAUCCAAGCCGCGCUUGUGGACAUCCACAGGCUCCUCAACAUGAACUACGAGUCCUUCAGCAGCAGCAAGUUGCGCCACAUGCUCACCGCCAUAGAGCACGACAUCGACCUCUCAAACCUGCUUCUCGUGCACAUCGCCACGCAGCUCACCGGGGUAUCUCACUCCCUCGAUGAAGUCGGUUCGCGACGUAGGGUGGGCGACGGCGCUAGUCUGCACAACGCUUUCAGCGUCGAGGGCAGCGCGUAUAGGCGGUGGGUUAGUGCCUUUCCGGAGGUGGUAGCCGGCGAGGUGGGCGUUGACGUUGCGGAGAGGGUGUUGAGGAUGGGCACCCCGGAGCUGAGUAUGGAUUGGAAGAACAAUUAUCAGUGGAAGGAGGAGGGAGAGGAGAAGACCGGGGGAUUGGGGUGGAUGUGGGAGUCGGAGAGGGAGUAUGAUCUGGAAGUCUGA